Telopea speciosissima is the source of this 1816-nucleotide messenger RNA. Its product is annotated as IAA-alanine resistance protein 1. The record is from RefSeq and is a predicted model, not a curated record. Bases 216 to 1748 code for a protein of 510 amino acids. Gene Ontology annotation, biological process: zinc ion transmembrane transport; intracellular zinc ion homeostasis. NCBI's taxonomy places the organism in Eukaryota, Viridiplantae, Streptophyta, Magnoliopsida, Proteales, Proteaceae. Gene Ontology annotation, molecular function: zinc ion transmembrane transporter activity. The transcript is spliced from 11 exons. Gene Ontology annotation, cellular component: membrane.
UUAAAGGGGAAAUGGAUGUGCUCACCUUUGGUGUGAUAGUGGCCAUUAUUGUUCUUUUUCUUGCUGCAAUUUGUUUCAUUAGCAUUGAAGGCACUUGCAUACGCACUCCUUCCGCUUCUUCUUCUGGUUAAGAGGUUUCUUGAUUAAACCCUGUAACCCUUUUGUCUCUUUCUCCACUCUCUUCUUGUUUUUGUGCUUCUGAGAAGCUUUGGAAGAUGUUGGUCUCGUCCGAACAGAGAUUAGCAGUGUUGCUUCUAAUUUGGGUCUUGGGACUGAGGAUCUGCUUAGGGCAUGGAGAGGAAUCUGGAUCUUGUCCUUUCAGCAGACCUGAGCCUCACCAACAUCAUCACUGCGACCACGGCCAUCAUGGUCACGAACAUCAUCAUCAUCAACACCACCACCACCAUCAUGAGCAUCAUAUGGGUCUAUCGGAGAGCAAGCUUGCGGAGGAACUGGCAGAGGAAGAGGAUCUCAAAUUGUAUGGGUUCGGAUCCCACCAUGGCCACCACGAUCACCACCAUGACCACGACCACGACGACAACCACCACCACGGUCAUGAUCAUCUUGAUUCAGAACUCUCGAACCUCGGUUUGUGGAUCCAAGCGAUGGGCUGCUCACUCUUGGUGAGCCUGGCUUCCCUCGUUUGCCUGAUUAUUUUGCCGGUGAUCUUUUUACAAGGAAAACCAUCCAAGGUAGUUGUUGAUUCAUUGGCUGCAUUUGGGGCUGGGGCUAUGCUGGGGGAUGCCUUUCUUCAUCAGUUACCUCAUGCUUUUGGUGGCGAGCACUCUCAUUCACAUGACCACCAUGUGGAUCAUACCCAUGAUCAUUUUCAUCAUCUUGGGCAUGUCGAUUCACAUUCGCAUUCUCUAAAAGACCUUUCUGUUGGAUUGUCCAUUCUUUCUGGAAUUGUUCUUUUUCUUCUGGUAGAGAAGGUUGUGAGGUAUGUUGAAGCUUAUUCUGGAAAUGGAGUGAAAGCAUGGGGUCAUGGUCAUCACCACCAUCACCAUAAGAACAGUAAGAAGUCAGAUGACAUUGAUGUUCAUGAUAGCCAUACGUUGCAGUCUGUUGAUGAAAAGGAUGGGAAUGUAACAGAAAAGUUAUCGAACGAAAAAGUAUUAGAUGGAGUCUCUGAUAACAACUCAAAUGAAGAAAACUAUGCUCAGCAUGAAUCUCUUCUUCGUAAGAGAACCACAACUACGGUUGCCAGUGAUGAUGGUAAACCAGGUUUUGAUGCUGCAAAUGGCUCAGCUAAUAAAUUGACUCCCUCCACUGAAAAAGGGCUUACUUCGUCUCCCUCAAAUUUAGUGUUUGGUUAUCUGAAUCUCUUCUCUGAUGGUGUUCACAAUUUCACUGAUGGCAUGGCUCUAGGAAGUGCUUUCCUGCUUAAUGGUACUAUUGGUGGAUGGUCUCGGACAUUAUUUCUGCUCGCACAUGAGCUUCCUCAAGAGGUUGGUGACUUUGGAAUCUUGGUGAGGUCAGGUUUCAGUGUCUCGAAAGCCCUCUUUUUCAACUUCUUGUCCGCACUUGUGGCUUUGGCAGGAACUGCAUUGGCUUUGCUCAUUGGACGAGAUCCAGGACAAUCUUCAUUGAUUGAGGGAUUUACUGCUGGUGGGUUCAUCUACAUCGCUGUUGCUGGUGUUCUCCCAGAAAUGAAUAGUGGGAACUCCACAUUUAAAAGUUCAGCAAUCCAACUGACCUCACUAAUUAUGGGCAUGGCAGUUGCACUCUGUAUUUCCCUUGUGGAGUGAAAGUGCAUUCACACCACCAGUUUCUGUAAUCUAGAUAUAAGUGUCAAUCAAUUUUUUUUCUUCUAUUU